Messenger RNA from Schistosoma haematobium, 399 nucleotides. RefSeq lists its product as uncharacterized. Bases 1 to 399 code for a protein of 132 amino acids. Lineage: Eukaryota; Metazoa; Platyhelminthes; Trematoda; Strigeidida; Schistosomatidae. The record is from RefSeq and is a predicted model, not a curated record. The transcript has 5 exons.
AUGUUAUCUCGAAGAUUUACAAGUUGGGACAAUUUUGCGACCUGUUUGAAAGAAGUACAUAAUUAUACGCAUACUAAGUACGUUAUGUCAGUAUGCAGAAAGAACAGUGAUGAUCCAACUCCAAAGUACUUUUUCGUGAGAUAUGUCUGUACAAAUGGACGUAAACCCAGUUCGUCAGAGUCAGAUGCUUGCGUUCAGGAUGUAGAUGAUGAUAGUAAUCAUCAUUCUUCUGAAGAGCAUACAACUUCCAAGUCACCACCACAACCUAGACAAAGAAGACGACGUCGGUCAUCUACGUCGAAAUAUUGCCAUUGUCAAUCUGGAUUUUGGGGCUGUGCAAUAAAUGCUUACCAAGGACGGUAUCGCCAGAAUGCGUCCACAGUUGUACCCAGACACUAA